CUCCCUAUCCUCCCACGCCAACCAACCCACUCACCCCGUUCCUUUCUCAACUCUUCCCCUCCUCUUCCUCCUUUGCCUCCCCCUGCCUACUCCCCUCCUUGGAAGUUCCCAUAUCCAUUCCGCACAGCCCUUCGCUUUCCCACCUCCUCCCCGUCCGGUCUCCGCUUCUGCUCGGCGCCGCCCCCGGCCGAUUACCCCACAUCAGAGAGAAGUGCAUUGGGCUGGAUUUAAAAUCUUAGAUUUUGGGAAGGCGACAAAUAUCUAGCUUCCCAGGUCCAGAGGUGCUCGAGAAAAGCUAUGUCUUUUGUUGGGCGAGUUGACCCGUCCACUACAUACGCGGAUAAUAUUUACGUACAUAAAUUUGGCACACCAAACUCAAACUUUGCUGCAAGAAGAUUUGGCUCUGAUACACAGUUGUUCCAUUAUGGCCCUGAACCAUUCAAUUCUGAGGACUAUGAACAUAUGGGUUUCACUGAAGCACCAUCUUCUGCAUUUCAGAACUCCUAUUACAAUCAGCAAGCCUCACUAACGCCAUACCAUGUAAUGGCCAAUGGCCGAUCUCCGUCUGUUUCUGAUAAUAUGGCCAACUCCUGCUCCGAUACAGCAAAAGAUUCACCAGUGUUCUCGAAUGUAUCUCAGCAGAACUCCCAGUCUAUAUCAGAUAAUCAUAGUUCUGGACUUGAAGUUGAGUUUGACCCUGAGAUCAGACUGAAGCUUCAGGAGCUGGAGCAUGCUUUACUUGAUGAUGGAGAUGAUAUCUUGUUCGAAAUUUCCCAGACUGGUUGCAUUAAUGAUGAAUGGGCUGAUCCAAUGAAGGAUGUCUUGCUUCCAAACUCUCCAAAAGAAUCAGAAUCAAGCAUUAGCUGCGCUGGUAGCAACAAUGGAGAAGCACGGACCCCAAAGCAGUUACUCUUUGACUGUGCUACGGCAUUAUCUGAAUAUAACAUAGAUGAAGCACAGACAAUCAUAACAGACCUCCGGCAGAUGGUCUCAAUUCAAGGGGACCCUUCUCACAGGAUUGCAGCCUAUCUAGUGGAGGGUCUUGCUGCAAGGAUAGUAGCCUCGGGGAAAGGGAUCUACAAGGCAUUGACGUGCAAGGACCCCCCAACUUUGUAUCAGCUGUCAGCAAUGCAAAUCCUCUUUGAAAUCUGUCCAUGCUAUCGGUUUGGUUUCAUGGCUGCUAAUUAUGCUAUACUUGAAGCCUGCAAAGGCGAAGAAAGGAUGCAUAUUAUAGACUUUGACAUCAAUCAGGGCAGCCAGUACAUUACACUGAUGCAGUUUAUGAAAAAUGAUGCAAACAAGCCACGCCAUUUGAGAAUAACUGGUGUCGAUGAUCAUGAGACAGUACAGAGAACCGUUGGAGGUCUGAAGGUCAUUGGGCAACGUCUAGAGAAGCUUGCGGAGGACUGUGGGAUAUCUUUUGAGUUCAGAGCAGUGGCUGCUAACAUCGGGGAUGUUACACCUGCAAUGCUAGACUGUCGUCCUGGGGAAGCACUUGUUGUGAAUUUCGCGUUCCAGCUGCACCACCUUCCUGAUGAAAGUGUUUCGAUUAUGAACGAAAGGGAUCAGCUCCUCCGUAUGGUGAAGGGCCUCCAGCCAAAGCUUGUGACCCUAGUUGAGCAGGAUGCCAAUACUAAUACUGCGCCAUUUGUGACAAGGUUCCGUGAGGUCUAUGACUACUACUCCGCUCUUUUCGAUUCUUUAGACGCGACACUUCCAAGGGAAAGCCCGGAUAGAAUGAAUGUGGAGAGGCAGUGCCUUGCACGAGAAAUUGUUAACAUCUUGGCUUGUGAAGGUCCUGACCGUGUGGAGAGAUACGAAGUUGCUGGGAAAUGGAGGGCGAGAAUGACGAUGGCUGGCUUUGUGCCAUGCCCAUUUAACAACAAUGUCAUCGGAGGAAUAAGAUCUUUAUUGAACUCGUACUGCGACAGGUACAAGUUUGAGGAGGACCAUGGGGGACUUCACUUCGGCUGGGGAGAGAAAACUCUCAUCGUCUCCUCCGCGUGGCAAUAGAGCUUGCUGACCCGAGUUGCAUUAGCAUUGCUGUAUUUUAGGAGCUUCUGGUGCAGACUGUAAAAAAAUUGUGAACCACUGAGUUCUUGGCUGUUCUUAUCUAAUCUUAGGUGUCUGCUUGUCAGAAUAAUUGAGUUUGGCUGGUUGCCCGGGUGAAUUAUGUUCCAUUGUUAGCAACUGGUCACACGAUUGUGUUGUAUUCUGAGAUAGAAUCGUCACAUGUCUACUCUGCUCAUGUAUAAAAUAUUUAUGUUGCUAGAAUAUAUUAUGCUGACUCUGCUCCAUGUUUA
Molecule: messenger RNA, 2303 nt
Organism: Brachypodium distachyon (stiff brome)
Lineage: Eukaryota; Viridiplantae; Streptophyta; Magnoliopsida; Poales; Poaceae
Product: scarecrow-like protein 1
Exons: 4
Coding region: 298-2013 (571 amino acids)
Biological process (GO): regulation of DNA-templated transcription
Cellular component (GO): nucleus
Molecular function (GO): sequence-specific DNA binding; DNA-binding transcription factor activity
Source: RefSeq, a predicted model, not a curated record